CUAGUGCCGCUGUUUCACGCCCUAAACACACGCGGUACGCCCGGUUCGAUUUUCCACACGCGCCUGGAGCACUUGUUUAAUCGCGUGAUCUCGGAUGUGGUAUUUUUUAUUUUAUGUUACGUCAUGCACAAAAAGGUUUAGAGCGCCUCUGACUCCGCGGGCACGCGCCGCGCGUUCAGAAGCCCCUCCCCCCUCCCCCCUCCCACAGCCCUCGGUUAGUUAAACCUGCGCUGUAUCAGAGCGUCACUCACUUCAGGAAAAUAGACCCCUGACCCCAAUAACCUGUUAGAAAAACGUAAAAACGUGUUCCUCCCGUUUGUUUUUCAGCACAGUGUCGCUGCUGGUGAUUUCCUGUUGUUUUCUGGUGUACAGGCAGGGUGGCCGUGCGGUGCUCUGCGCUGUGCUUGGUUUGGGGUUUAGAGAGACCGAGCUGUAAGUAGGUCGGGCUGGGUUUAAGAGGCUUAGCUACGUCAGCCUAAGCUGGGAGGAAUUCAUCCAAAGCCCUCCGCGGUAGGCGGGGGCCUAAACGAGGCUGGCCUAGUUAAGCCUGAUUCUUAUUGUGUGCAGCACAGCCUGGUUUUUGUUGUGCAACGUGGCUGAGGCAGAACCAAGGAGCAGUGUAUGAAACCAUGCACAUUUUAGACAUGGUUUGUGUUUGAUUUAGAGGAAGGAAAAUGGGAAAUGUGGAGGAGUAAGGCCAGGGUUAGCUUCAUCACCGUGGACCAAGAGAAGCCAGCAGCAGGGACAAAAAAAAAAGACAGGUGGGAAGACUGAGGGGCCUUAGUGUUGAAUGUGGUUGCUGGACGGUAACAGCCAUAGACCCGACUCGAUCUCUGUGAGUCUGCAAUGCUUUAAGAUGGCCUCCAGCUCUGUGUUUUUGUCCAGUAUGGUGGGUAAGGCUCGCUCCUCAAACUUCACCCUCUCGGAAAAACUGGACCUGUUGAAGCUGGUCCGUCCUCACAUCCGCAUCCUGGAGGAGCACACCAACAAGCAUGCUGUCAUCGUGGACAAGAACAAGUGUUGGGACACUGUGGCUGAGCAAUACAACGCCUUGGGAGGGGACAGACCCCAUCGCACCGCUCAGGGCCUCAGGACCCUUUACAAGAGGCUAAAGGAGUCGGCCAAGCAGGAAGUGAUGCAGCGGAGACACGCCCAGCCAGAAUACAGAGCAAGCAUCUCGGAGCCAACCAGGAGAAUUAUGGAGAUGAUCCCUCACCUGUUUCACCAUGUGCCCAUCCAUGAAAAGGACCAGGCACUGCGCAGAUUAAUAUACAGCAAGCACAACUCUCCUGUCGAACACCCUGGCAGCAGCUCGUCUCUGGCCGGGCUCCAGGAUUACUCCGCAGCUGUCCCAAGUCUCCCCCAUGAGGUGGUCCAGCUGGACCCUGAAGAGGACGUUAAACCACCCCCAGACCUCCCCAUCCUCUCCACACUCACAGAACCAGGGCUGGACGGUGGCCAGGAGGUGGAGCAGGACUCGGACAGCGAGCACGAUUUUGAAGCGUCGCUGUCUCCCGUCCCCUCGUCCGAUAACAUCCCCCUGUCCGCCUCGCCGCUGCCCUUAGGCCACGACCUCUACCCCAAUGACAUCUACCCUCGCCACGAGCACGACAGGUUUCGCCCGCUGCAACUCGCCAAAGAGGAGCACGAGUUGGUGUUGGCCAAUCACAGGAAGGUCGCUGUGUACCUGGAGGAGAAGAGGGAGGGGCUGAAGAGGAAACAGGACCUGGAGGAGGAACUUCUGCGAGCCAAGAUCAAAGUGGAGAAACUAAAGGCUGCUAGACUGAGAAACGGACUGCCGAUUCCUCAAUGAAGAGCGCGAGCGCACAUCUGCGUCCAGUGUUAGGAAGGGAGAGACAGAGGAGAUCAAUGUUUUGAAAAGAACCGAGGAGCAAUCGUGAGAUUUGUUUUUGCGAACAUAGUGCCUCGUACAGACACCGAAAGCCUAUUUGCUUAUAGCAGUGAAAGGCUCACACGUGCUGCAGUCUGUUCAUUCCCGUCCGAGUACAUAAAAAUAUGUAUCGACAUUGUUCUUAUUGACAGAAGCGGCAGGAGACCUUUUGAAAUGCUCACGUUACAACACAGAUCGGCCAAAGUAGAUGAAAUAAAUGUGAACGAUCUAUUUGGAAGAUAAUAUUCGUAGUAAUGGAUGGCUUGUACCACGAUGAUUCUUCUGCUUCGAUCGCCCACCAAUUUACAAUUUAUGAAUUGUAUUUAAGUGUUGACGAUCUACCGGUAUUUACUUUAAUGUUAUACUGGAGUGUGUGUCUGCCCAGAUCAUAUUAUAGUAUUAGUGCUCUUUUAAUUAUUUGUAAAGAAACUGUCCUUGUGCUUUGGCAUCAGUAAUUGAUUGAAUGUGCCUAAAAUAAAAUAAUUUAUAGGUAACCAAAUUAGGGCGCUUAAUCAAAGUUCGGUUGCUAAGAAAUGUAAAAGAAGCACUAGUUUUUUGAACAGGGAAAUAUUCGGAUACCCAGUACUGAAGCACAAGUCAAAUUGUCGAGGGCCUUAAUCACGAGAUGCUAACGAUGACAAAUCCUGUUGCUGAAUUUACAAAGAAGUGAGAGAAAGCUGUUAAAGUGUGAAAAUCACUGUGGUGGAUGAAUUGAUCAAAAGACGGAGAGGUUGGAUUUGGUUCCACAAUGUUAUCAUUAUUUAAUGUGUGUGACUACAACAUGAUUGUAUUCCAGUGUUCCGAUGUGAUGUAAGUUUCUUUUACACUUUGUCCAUAUGUCAACUUUUUUCUAUUAAAGUAAGUUUGAUUUGC
Molecule: messenger RNA, 2764 nt
Organism: Gasterosteus aculeatus aculeatus (three-spined stickleback)
Lineage: Eukaryota; Metazoa; Chordata; Actinopteri; Perciformes; Gasterosteidae
Source: RefSeq, a predicted model, not a curated record